This is a messenger RNA of Sturnus vulgaris (Common starling), 2049 nucleotides long. RefSeq names its product chromosome 7 C2orf66 homolog (gene C7H2orf66). Lineage: Eukaryota; Metazoa; Chordata; Aves; Passeriformes; Sturnidae. The record is from RefSeq and is a predicted model, not a curated record.
GGCUUUUUUGGUUUUUUCUCCCUCCUUUUUCCAAAGAUAAAGAAAGAACUAAAACCUAAUCCCAAACUAAAUCUUGCAUUUUCCCCUUUCUGUCAUUUCCUCUACAUGAGUAUAUUUCUAUUUCUAGCUGAAAUAUAUACCUAGAAGAUCAACAAAGACAGUUCCCUUGUGCUGGGACCUGCCUUUUUCAAGUUAUUCUGGUGCUACUGCUCUGUUCUUGAUGAGUCCAUAUCUGGAAGCUGAGUGAUAUGAAACAUAAUUGAUGAAAUUUGAUGGAUUUUCUUUUCUGUGUGUAUUAUUUUUUUUUUUUUUAAAUCUAAAUAUGCAGGAUAAUAAACAAGUUGGAUAAAUUGUCUUGAAUUUUUAUAUACUACUGUAGUCAUGAAAAUAACAUUGCUAAGAUUUUGUUUACUGUGUUGCUAAUGAUGUUUGGAUGUCCAAAACUUCACCUUCCUGGAAGGGUGUGGUGGGUUUUUAUUUUGCUUUCAAAAUUUAAACCAAAGGAAAAUGUAAAGUUUCUAGUCAGACAUAAAUAUCUAUACUCUGGAGUAAGGUGAUGGUCAAGUAUUUCUAAUUUUAACGUGUCUAUUUAGGGAUAUAUUUGAUGUGAUAUUAAAUUAUGUAUCAUCUAUAUAGCAGAGAGAAGAGUGCAGUGAAAUAAUUAACAAAAAAUACGAGCAGCUUUGAUGUGAAAAAUGCUAUGCACUAAGGCCAAGGUAAAUUAGGAGAGCCCUCCUUGCAGCCUUUGUCUUAGUUUCUAGUGUGACAGGAGGAUAUUAACUGCUGAUAAAAUCGGGGUAGGAAAGCAAUGCUUCCAUUAAAAUGUUAUGGUUUUGGAUAUUGAAAUAGACCUUACUUUUCUCUCUCUUUUUCCAGCAUCAAGAAAGUGAUCCUUAUCUUAUUUGCUUGAAAACCAUUAGUCACCAUUCUAGGGAUAUGGCUAAUUACUUUUAACUAAAAAUAAUAUUUUGAUAAAGCUGUGCUGUUUCUCCUGGGAAUUGUUUUAAACUUCCUACGUGCCUACUACCGAUUUUCUGCAAUACGGCUUGGGAGGAAUUUGUACUGCACUGUUCAAUAGCAACAGGUCUGAAGAGCAUCAAGGAUGAAAUUCUCAAGGGUCUUUAUGUCAUGGCUGGAAAUGGAAUCAUUACUGUAUUUUUGAACUCCUGCUAACGUCAUUGACACCCACCUACAGUCUACUAGGAAUAUAAGUGCAGAGAUCAGAUUGUUCACAGAUUAUGAGGAGACCAACCAAGAAGGGGCAAGCCAAAGCCAAAUUCCCUGACAGUCUGCUCAUCUCCAGCAUGAGGAAAGUGCUGCUCCUGGGUCUGUAUGUGGUAUUGACUGUGAGAGGAUUGGCAAAGGGUGCUCCUUUCCAACCAGAAGAGAAAUGGAAGCCUCUUGAUAAUCCCAGAAACAGAGACCUGUUUUUCAGAACACUCCAGGCUUACUUCUCGGGCAGGGGUCUCGAUCUCAGGAAGUUCCCAGCUACUUUCACUGUGAACAAUGAAGGACCAAAGCCUGUCAUGUUCUACUCAGAUCCUAUCGCUUCUGCAUUUGCAGAUUAUGAAGAAAGGAAAAAAUCUUUUCAGAACUAUUUCAAAGGCUGAAAGAUUCUGCUGUGGAAGGUAAAAGAGGAUGCCUUGUCCUCUAAAGUUAUGUGUAACCAAGAUUCUGACUGAGGUAUAAAAGCAACUUCUUUCUCAGAAGGAAUUUAAAAUAUAGUACCUUAACCCUUGCCUGAAGUGGGUUUUAAAAUUCUUGAGCCAGAGAUUUAUGAGGUAAUUACUACUUAGAUAAAAUAGCACAUGGUGCUUGUGCAAACCUAUAUAGACCAUGAUUUUUUGUUUUCUCUUUUUUUCUCCCCUCCUUCAUAUGGAGAAGUCUGAAAAUGUAGAGAUAAUAGGGGAUGUAGGUUUUAUGUAAGGAAGAGUGAGAUUCUAAAUUGAGAUUAAUGGUUUCUUGUGAUAUAUGUAUAUUAAGAAAAUUAAUUUAGAAAAUUAAUUUAGACAUAAGUUAUUGCACUAACAAAGCUUGCAUUAUCUUUUA